This is a messenger RNA of Brachypodium distachyon (stiff brome), 680 nucleotides long. RefSeq names its product metallothionein-like protein 2. The transcript has 2 exons. Gene Ontology annotation, molecular function: metal ion binding. The record is from RefSeq and is a predicted model, not a curated record. Lineage: Eukaryota; Viridiplantae; Streptophyta; Magnoliopsida; Poales; Poaceae. Bases 16 to 438 code for a protein of 140 amino acids.
AGGUCACACGGACAAAUGGACGGUCCACGUCGCCGUCCACGUCGCCAGCGAUCCACGGUCGUGGACGGCGGAUCCCCGCUCUCCCUGCUCUAUGAACACCACCCCCAGCAGAGCAGAGCAGAUCAAAGCACCAAAUUGGCAAAUUCCUCUUCUUCAUCAGAUCCCUUUUGUGUGCUCAUCUUCUACAUCGUUCAAUCGACCAUGUCGUGCUGCGGAGGCAACUGCGGGUGCGGGUCCGGCUGCAAGUGCGGCAACGGCUGCGGAGGGUGCAAGAUGUACCCGGAGAUGAUGGCCCAGGAGGCGACCACCUCCCAGACCCUGGUCAUGGGCGUCGCGCCGCCGGCGACCAAGCAGGCGGGGUUCGAGGCCGCCGGAGCCGAGAACGGAGGCUGCAAGUGCGGGGACAACUGCACCUGCAACCCCUGCACCUGUAAGUGAAACUCAACCUAAGGAUACCGAUGGAUCCCCAUCCAUGCAUGCAGAUCAGGCCACAUGGAUGUAUGCGAGUGCUAGUAUUUUAGUAUGUCGUUUCAGUCAGCUAUCCUAAGAGAAGAAUAAGACUUUCGAUCGGUCGAUCUCGAGGAUCCAUCUGUUUACCUGUAAUCAUCUGGAUCGAGUAUCCAGUUAUCUAUCUAUCUGUGUCAGAUCCUUAUGUGGAGUUUAUAUAUAUGUUAAUGCAA